GCUUCGAUCCUGCUCUCUUCCCCUUCCGCUUUGCCUUUUCCCUUCCUCUCUCCCCUGUCCCCCUCCCUCCUCCGGCCCAGCCGAGCGAGAAAGCGAAGGGGAGAAAAGGCCCGCGCCGGCUUCCGUUCCUUCCCACCACCACCACACGGGGAGAGAUGGAGCUGUUCUACGAGCUGCUGCUCACGGCGGCGGUCACCCUCCUCGCCGCCUUCCUGCUCGCCACGCUCUUCGCCGCCAAUGAUCCGCCGCGCCGCGCGCGCGGGGCCGAUCGCGCUGCCGCCGCGAUCGCCGACCAGGUGGUGGACGAGGAGAGGAUCAUCGAGGUCGACGAGGUGAGGCGGAGCGAAGGGAGGGCGGCGGAGGCGGAGGGGUGGGUCGAGGCGGAGAAGGCGCCCGCGGUGGCCGUCGAGGAGGAGGUGGAGCCGGAGUGCCUGCCCGAGGGCGAGGGGGUCCCGGUCACGGCCGCUAGGGAGGUGAGCGUUGGUGCUGGAGUGGAGGAGGAGGGCGGUGACGUCGUGAAGCGGCGUGAUUUGACCCCAGCGGCUGCUGUUACGACGGCGGUUGCUGAGGUGACUGCGAGCCCGCAGGUGUCGGGCGCUGACGAGGCUGGCGCUGAGGAGGAAGGGAGCGUACAAGAUGUUGAAGUCAAGCAGCAUGAUCUGGGGGCUGAGGUUGCUCCCAUUGAAGUUCUCCAAGCAGGACCGGAGAAACAGAGAGUGGAAGUUGUUGAAGUCGCGGAAGUCUUUCCCUUGGAAACAGAGGCCGUUGAAGUGAAACAUCACCAUCUGGCUGCCGAAGUUGCUCCUGCUGAAGAUGUUCUUGAUGCAGGAUUGGUGGGUAAGAGUGUGCAAGCUCUUGAAGUGAGUCCGGAUGAAUUGGGUUCUGAGACUGCUCCCAAAGAGAUUAUUGACGUGGCACUAGAGAAGAAGGAAGCGCAAGUAGUUGAAGUGAAGGAGCACGAAUUGCCUGUGGAGGCUGCUCCACAACCAUUUCUCGAUGUACCAUUGGCAGAGAAGGAAGAGCUUAAAGAUCCUCAACCCGUUGAAGAAGCUGUCAACGUCCACGAGGAUGUGCAGAGCAAGGAGGAACCUAAAUGCGAGGCCCAUCCAAUUGAUCAACAAGAAGAACUGGUUCCUGAAGAGGAGUCGGUGGCAAGGAAAACUAAUGAUGUGAAUGUUAGCCACGAAGGCAGCUCCAGUGAUAAAGUGGUCACUGAGUUGCCUGUGGAGUCAGUGACAUUGCCAAACCUGCCGGAGGGAGAUGCUGAAUCAAACAUGGACUUUGAGGAGUGGGAAGGGAUUGAGAGGAGUGAAGUGGAGAAGAGAUUUGGUGCAGCUGCAGCAUUUGCUGCUAGUGGGGCUGGAUCAGCUGCCCUGUCGAAGCUUGAUAGUGACGUGCAACUGCAGCUUCAAGGGCUCCUCAAGGUUGCCAUUGACGGUCCCUGUUAUGACUCUGCUCAGCCACUUACACUGAGGCCUUCAUCUCGCGCAAAGUGGAUCGCUUGGCAGAAAUUAGGAAACAUGCAUCCUGAGAUUGCUAUGGAGAAAUACAUGACUCUUUUAUCGGAAACAAUUCCAGGGUGGAUGGGGAAUGAAACCUCGGACACAAAGAAACAUGACGCUGGCAGUCUAUCUGCAGAGACUAUAUUAACCAUGACUGCUACUAGUGUUCAACAGAGCAAUCAAGGGAAUGAAGAAAGUACUAGCAUAGAUGAAGGAACUUACCGUAACCCAGAGGGAGGCCAGAGCUCUGAUGUCCCUGCUGAAUGAAGACAACACUCAUCAAAUAUUCUUGCAUCAAUGAGUCCAGCCCAUUGCUGAGAUCUUUGAUGCCUUCCUCAUAAGAUUAGAUCUGUACAGUUGUGGUGGUUGUGCUAAUACUAGUGCUAUGAUGAUGUUGGUUCGUGUAUAUAUAUGACUGUAUAUAUCCGUAACUACUGCUGCCUGUAUAUUUGGCCGUUUGCAACAGACUUGUCAUCGGUUGUAGUCGAUAUUAACGUUACCCCUGGUAACUGGUAAGUGGUAAUUAUAUUUGUUACCACGUACUAGUAGUUUGGAACGAAGAAUUUAAUCGGUUCAGGUAAGACUGUAUCUCAUUCAGAA
Messenger RNA from Setaria italica (foxtail millet), 2102 nucleotides. RefSeq names its product fibrous sheath CABYR-binding protein. NCBI's taxonomy places the organism in Eukaryota, Viridiplantae, Streptophyta, Magnoliopsida, Poales, Poaceae. The transcript has 5 exons. Gene Ontology annotation, biological process: fatty acid metabolic process. Bases 156 to 1769 code for a protein of 537 amino acids. Gene Ontology annotation, molecular function: fatty-acyl-CoA binding. The record is from RefSeq and is a predicted model, not a curated record.